UUGGAUCAAAUUGCUGAGCCUUGAGCUGAAAAUUAAAUGAAAUACCUGGCUUCCUUAAUUUAAUAUGUUGAUAAUUGUCAAAUGUGUACAGGGUAUGCAUAGUUGAUUUUAACAAAUGAGUGUGUUAUGACUCAAUUUUGAAUAUCAUCAGAUUAUUUUGAGGAUGUGUGUGAGAAAGAGAGUGAGUUAGAGAUCUUUUACUGGAAUAGGGAAAACUUCAGAGUAGGCAUGCUUGAAGAGCAAGGACUGUGCUCUCAGUAGUGGUACCUUAGUUCACAAACUUCAUUCUUUGCACAAUUUUGGUCAUAAACUGAUUUGGAUAAGGACCAAAUCAAAUUCAGUGGUUAGGUUCAGUGUUGACUAUAUGGGAAAACUUGAUUUGGUUCUCAUCCAGUUUGGUUUGCAACUAGAAGUGUGGAGAGGAUCGAGUUCGUGAACUGAGGCACCGCUGGUAUUGGUAGGAAAGCACUGAGGUCAGUUCUUGGACCAGAAAGACUGUUUGUUAAUGUAGUAUUUAUUAAAGAAAUGCAGAAAUGCCCAUGAAUAAGUAAUUGCUAGUACCAAAAGUCAUUCGAGGUGCUAUGGAUUGUUUAAUAAGUUAUAAUACAAGCCAAUCUAUGCGGCACAUUUUUUAAGAAAUUCAUUUUCUAAGAAAGCAAACUUAUAUUAGCUCAGUUGAUUUUAAAGAACUUAGGUUAGGGCCGGGGAUUAGCUCAGUGGUGCUGUGCCUGAAUGGCGUUGAGUGGCCUCAGUAGCACAAGGUCCUGAGUUUGAUUCCUAUACCCCCCCCAAAAAAGAAAAAAAGUAACCCAGUUUAAGCUUGAUACAUAGGCUCCUCUUCAAAAAUGCUUCACAAACCUUUAAAGGAAAUAGUAUAUGGCCAAGACAAAGUCUCAUUUUUGAGAAGAACUAGAAUCAUAGUAUUUAAGUUUUUACUAUAUAGUUAAUUGGAGAGUAUGUUGUUUAUGCUGCUGUGAAUUGAAGUGGCACUGAUUACUCAUGACACAUGGACUCAGUAAAAUAAGAUAUGUAAAACAUGUUGCAAGUAGUUACACACGAAUAAGCUUGUAUAUCUGUAAGUUUUGUAUAACUGUGUAUUACAGAUGUUCCCUAAUCUAUGACAGGUUUACAUCUCAUUAAGCACUAAAGUGAAAAUACCGUAAGUCAAAGUUACAUUUAAUACAACUAGCCAAUGCAACGCUAUGCAUUUAAUGCCCUAGAAAAUAGUAAAGGUUGUUCCUGACCGACUGGGGAGCCCUAGUCCAGACUCAGGAUGGACUAUCCUAAUGUCUGCUAACCCAGGAAAAGAUCAUAAUUUAAAGUAUGAUUACAACUGGAAAUCACAUUGAACCAUUUUAAGUUGAGGACUGUCAGUGUAUUUACUUUUAAAUGAUUCCUGGUAGGAUUAGGAAAAUUUCAGAACUUUUGAGGUGUUGCUAAAAUUAAUAAAGUUUCCCAGUGCAUUCAGCUUACAACUGUUGCCCUCCAAAAAUGAGUCUAUUAGCAAAUUUAUACUGAUCCUAGCCUCCUUGCAUUCUUUAGGGCCAGCGUUUUCUCAAACUGAACUUACAGCUCUUGUUCUUGUGCUUCCUCCCAAAUAAUCUGACGAGAACAUUCCGAUUUGUGGGCAGGACUUCGUAAUACCUGUGAUGGUUUUCUAAACCUUUGGGGAUUACGGUAGAAAAGGUUAGGGUCGUACACGACCUUCGCCAAAAUAAGAAAGACGAAGUUGCAGUAAAGGGAUUGUCAGUGUGGACAGUUCCGUCUCCAGUCUCAUGGGCUUGCGGCGCCACGCCCCCACGUGGGCCCUGGAAUUGCUCUUGGCCGCUCGCUUCCGGCCAGCGGCGGAAGUCGCUUCCGGGGCAGCAUGGCGGCCGCGGAGGACGAGAGACAGCUGGGGAGCGGCGAGGGAGAGCGACUAGACUUUCUGCGGGACCGACACGUGCGGUUUUUCCAGCGCUGCCUUCAGGUCCUGCCGGAGCGUUAUUCCUCGCUCGAGACCAGCAGGUUGACAAUUGCAUUUUUUGCACUCUCUGGGCUGGAUAUGUUGGACUCCUUAGAUGUGGUGAACAAAGAUGAUAUAAUAGAAUGGAUUUACUCCCUACAAGUUCUUCCCACAGAAGAUAGGUCAAAUCUAAAUCGCUGUGGUUUCCGAGGCUCUUCAUACCUGGGUAUUCCAUUCAAUCCAUCAAAGAACCCUGGAACAGCUCAUCCAUAUGAUAGUGGUCACAUAGCAAUGACCUAUACUGGCCUUUCAUGUUUAGUUAUUCUUGGAGAUGACUUAGGCCGAGUAAAUAAAGAAGCUUGUUUAGCGGGUUUGAGAGCCCUUCAGCUGGAAGAUGGAAGUUUUUGUGCAGUACCUGAAGGCAGUGAAAAUGACAUGCGAUUUGUGUACUGUGCUUCCUGUAUUUGCUAUAUGCUGAACAACUGGUCAGGCAUGGAUAUGAAAAAAGCCAUCAACUAUAUUAGAAGAAGUAUGUCCUAUGACAAUGGGCUGGCACAGGGAGCUGGACUUGAAUCCCAUGGAGGAUCUACCUUCUGUGGCAUUGCAUCAUUAUGUCUAAUGGGUAAACUAGAAGAAGUGUUUUCAGAAAAAGAAUUAAACAGGAUAAAGAGGUGGUGUAUAAUGAGACAACAGAAUGGUUAUCAUGGAAGACCUAAUAAGCCAGUGGACACCUGUUACUCUUUUUGGGUGGGAGCAACUCUAAAGCUUCUGAAAAUUUUCCAAUACACUAACUUUGAGAAAAAUAGAAAUUACAUAUUAUCAACUCAAGAUCGCCUUGUAGGAGGCUUUGCCAAAUGGCCAGACAGUCACCCAGAUGCUUUGCAUGCAUACUUUGGGAUCUGCGGCCUGUCACUAAUGGAAGAAAGUGGGAUUUGUAAAGUUCAUCCAGCUCUGAAUAUGAAAUACAGUACUGCAUAGGCAGAGUUCGUGUAUGCUGUCAGAAAUCACCCUCUUUUGUUCACCUCCUCCCUUCCCAAAGGCAAGUGCUAUUAUGUCUUAAUUCAUCAUUGAUUGGUUUUGCCUGUUUUUGAACUUUACAUAAGUGUAUAUUGUAUACAUUAUUUUUUAACCUAGCUUCUUUGGCUCUGGAAAACAAUAUAAGGGGACUCUGGUGCUGGUAAUGUUCUGUUUCAUGAUUCAGGUGCUGGUUACUUAGGUGCAUUCAUUUUAUGAAUAUCAAGCUGUACACUUAUGAUUUGUGUACUCUUCUAUAAUUACAUACACUUCAAUAAAAAUAUUUAGUAAAAAUUAAAAGGCUUUCUAUAUGUAUACAAACCUAAAGUAGUUAAAGGAUACACUUCAAGAGAAGACCCCUUUGUGAUUGUAAAAAAAUAAAGUAUAAACUUACUAAGACAUGUCUAAAGUUUAUAUGAGAUGAUGUUUUUUUAAAAGAAUAAAACUCUUCAAAGAAAAAUAGGCUUAAACAAAUGAAAAUAUAUACUCUAUUCAAAACAUGAUUUUCUCCUUAGGUCAGUUUGUAAAUUUAAUGCCAUCCCAAUAAAUAUGUUUGUCUUCAUUUGAGAGAAAGAAUAUCCAUGAAAACAAAUGAAUGAGAAGGGACGAGCCGUGCCAGACAUUAAAACAUAAUUUUAAUUCUUCUUUCACAUCAGCUGUUAGAAUUUAAAAUGUACACUUUGUCCCAACAAUUUCAUAUUACAUAUGCAAGUAGGCAAUGCUAAAGUUUCAAGGAUCUUAUAAUAGUUUUAUAAAAAACAGUGAUUACAAUUACAUUUAUAACUGCAGUUCUAUGCAUUAUUAAGGUAUGGACAAAAAGACAUUGGUAAAUUGCUGAAUGAAUUAAAAGUUUGGUGUCAGUAUAUAAUAGGCAGUCCAGUGGAGCAGAAAAAUUGCAGCAGUAGUCUCAGGUGGCAUAUUAAAGUACAAAAAAAGCAGCAGCUCAAAUCAGUGCAAAAAUGAACUUUUCACUUAGUACUAUUAGGAUGACACUGCUUAUUCAGAUAUUUACAAAUUUUUAAACAUGUCUAAUAACUUCAUUUUUAAUUCUUUGGCUUUUAUGCUGAAUAUUUUAUAAUUUACAGAAAGAAAGCAAUACUCCUAUCCCUACCCCCAGCCUGUACAUUGUGAUCUAGAGGUGACCAUUAUUGUAUAAAAUACAUAUAUGUGUAUGUAUAUAUAUAUAUAUAUAUAUUGCUAUUUGUGCAUUGCAUUGCUCAUCCCAGUACCUUGUAUAUACUUAAAGAAGUACACACAUAUAUGCACAUAUGCAUACUACAUGAAAAUCUGAGAUAUACUAUGUAUUCUGUAAGGUAAUGUUUCUGCAUUCAACAGUAUAUUAGGAAUGCCUUUUUGUGUCUAUACUAUUUAACAGUUAUUAAAACAAGAGUAACACACUACAUAAGUGUAUCCUCGGUGCCUUUUCACAAUUACAAGUAUUUUGCUAUAAGAGCCUCAAAAAAUGUGUCAUUGCCUAUUUGUGUUUGUGCAAAAUUUAUAAAGAGGAAUUGUUGGGUCAAAAAUGCACAUAGCUUCUGAUAAACUGUUUUUUAAGAAAGUCGUACUAGAGCAUCUUCGUACUGAGAUUUUAGGUAUUAUAAUAAAGUAGAUUCUUGGUAGUAAAACACCAUUUGCAACAUUGGUGGCAUUGGAAAAGACUAGUGGCUAGUUCCUCAGUGUUCAUUGUACAACUUCUAAAUAUGAGCCACAAAUACAUAGUGACUCAGGAUCUUUGUGUGUAUACGUAUGUGUACACAUACAUACAUUAUAACAGUGUUGCAGUUCAAAUGCACGUUUUCUGUCUCUAAGACAGGGUUCUUCAUUUCAUGCUACACCAUUUCUUUGACGGAGGUAUUUAUUCCCUCAUCCUCUUGCCUCUUUUCACAUUUUUCCUCAUGUUUGUUUCUAUUAACUUUUCACUAAAGCCCUAACUACAGGAAUAGUUGGUUGCCAUUAAGAGUAUGCAGGAUUUCCUGAACUGAUUGAUAAUAUAGUGCCAUCAUAUCAGAUGCUUCAUUGCAGAGCCUGGUGAGAGGUAUGUUUGCAAAUUCUAGUGGGUGUAUAAAUAUUUCAAAAUAUCUUUUUAAAAAAAUUGUACACGGGAGCUGUGGACAUAAUUGAAUCUUGUGCUUAGCAUGCAAAGGCCCUGGGUUUGAACCCCUGCCCCCCACACAUACAAAUGUAUGUGGGAACAUGAACAGUGCAUAAGAUUCACUAGAGAAACUGAAGUGAAAGUAAAAGAAAUUAUAAGCUUAAGCUCAGCACACAUUUCUUUGUCUUAAAUCCUACUUGAGGAAGUCAGGAGUUUGGUAGAGCUUUAUGAAGUCUCUAAGGAGUGAAAGAAAAUAAUGACUAAAAUAAUUAUUUGAUAAAGUAUAUAGGAGUUAGCUUCCUAGAAUUUUUGGGAAUACAUUUUAGAUAUACAUAGUGAUCUCAUUUGUCAUCGGGAAUUUGUACCUGUACAUGAUAUGU
Molecule: messenger RNA, 5431 nt
Organism: Fukomys damarensis (Damara mole-rat)
Lineage: Eukaryota; Metazoa; Chordata; Mammalia; Rodentia; Bathyergidae
Gene: Pggt1b
Product: protein geranylgeranyltransferase type I subunit beta
Exons: 10
Coding region: 1868-2923 (351 amino acids)
Biological process (GO): protein geranylgeranylation
Cellular component (GO): CAAX-protein geranylgeranyltransferase complex
Molecular function (GO): CAAX-protein geranylgeranyltransferase activity
Source: RefSeq, a predicted model, not a curated record